Molecule: messenger RNA, 1680 nt
Organism: Peromyscus eremicus (cactus mouse)
Lineage: Eukaryota; Metazoa; Chordata; Mammalia; Rodentia; Cricetidae
Product: zinc finger protein 724-like
Exons: 5
Coding region: 1-1680 (559 amino acids)
Biological process (GO): regulation of DNA-templated transcription
Source: RefSeq, a predicted model, not a curated record
AUGGCCCUAGGCAGGAUGUGCGGCUAUCCCUUGAAAGAGAAAGUAGAAUGCAUAUUUUGGGGUGCACUGGAGGCUAGUAGAGAUGAGAACAGUCAGAAUCAGAGUCCAUUGACUUUCAAGGACGUGGCCAUCAGUUUCUCCAAGGAGGAAUGGGAAUGCCUGGACACUUCUCAGAGGGAUUUAUACAGAGAGGUCAUGUUGGAGAACUACAGCAACCUGGUUUCUGUCGGCCUUUCUGUAUCAAAACCAGAGCUAGUCACCUGUCUUGAACAGAACAAAGAACCCUGGAUCAUGAACAUAGGGGAAGUAGAAGGUAGAGACUCAGUUAAUCAUUUUGAAAUCCAUGAACAUCAGAAAUUUUUUCAUAAGUACUCAAACACUUCUUUGCACAAACAUGACCAUACUGGAGAGAAACCUUAUAAAUGUGAUGACUGUGGAAAUUCCUUUGGUAAGUCCUCCAGUCUUCAAUGUCAUAGGAGAAUCCAUACUGGAGAGAAACCUUAUAAAUGUGAUGGCUGUGGAAAGUACUUUAGGGAUGGAUCAUCUCUUCAUGUUCAUCAGAGAAUCCAUACUGGAGAAAAACCUUAUAAAUGUGAUGAAUGUGGAAAGUCCUUUGUUAAGUCCUCCCAACUUCAAUGUCAUAGGAGAAUCCAUACUGGAGAGAAACCUAAUAAAUGUGAUGAAUGUGGAAAGUCUUUUGUUAAUUCCUCCAAACUUCAAUGUCAUAGGAGAAUACAUACUGGAAAGAAACCUUACAAAUGUGAUGUCUGUGGAAAGUCCUUUGUCCAGUCCUCCCAUCUUCAAUGUCAUAGUAGAACCCACACUGGAGAGAAACCUUACAAAUGUGAUGACUGUGGAAAGUCCUUUGUCCAGUCCUCCCAUCUUCAAUGUCAUAGUAGAACCCAUACUGGAGAGAAACCUUAUAAAUGUGAUGACUGUGGAAAAUCCUUUGUCCGGUCAGCCAAUCUUAAAUGUCAUAGGAGAAUCCAUACUGGAGAGAAACCUUAUCAAUGUGAUGACUGUGGAAAGUACUUUAGAGAUGGAUCAUCUCUUCAUGUUCAUCAGAGAGUCCAUACUGGAGAAAAACCUUAUAAAUGUGAUGAAUGUGGAAAGUCCUUUGUUAAGUCCUCCCAACUUCAAUGUCAUAGGAGAAUCCAUACUGGAGAGAAACCUUAUAAAUGUGAUGACUGUGGAAAGUCCUUUGUCCAGUCAGCCAAUCUUAAAUGUCAUAGGAGAAUCCAUACUGGAGAGAAACCUUAUAAAUGUGAUGACUGUGGAAAAUCCUUUGUCCAGUCAGCCAAUCUUAAAUGUCAUAGGAGAAUCCAUACUGGAGAGAAACCUUAUCAAUGUGAUGACUGUGGAAAGUACUUCAGGGAUGGAGCAUCUCUUCAUAUUCAUUGGAGAAUCCAUACUGGAGAAAAACCUUAUAAAUGUGAUGACUGUGGAAAGUCCUUUGUCGAGUCCUCCCAUCUUCAAUGUCAUAGGAGAAUCCAUACUGGAGAGAAACCUUAUAAAUGUGAUCAAUGUGGAAAGCCCUUUGUCCAGUACUCCAAUCUUCAAUGUCAUAGGAGAAUCCAUACUGGAGAGAAACCUUAUCAAUGUGGUGACUGUGCAAAAUGCUUUAGGCAUGGCUCUUCUCUUAGUGUUCAUCAGAGAAUCCAUACUAGAGACAAACGAUAG